Stomoxys calcitrans (stable fly) is the source of this 1477-nucleotide messenger RNA. RefSeq names its product pinin (gene Pnn). The transcript has a single exon. Lineage: Eukaryota; Metazoa; Arthropoda; Insecta; Diptera; Muscidae. Gene Ontology annotation, cellular component: catalytic step 2 spliceosome. The record is from RefSeq and is a predicted model, not a curated record. Bases 177 to 1211 code for a protein of 344 amino acids.
AGCGAUGCUGUUGCCCAUCAGCUGAUGCAAAUAAUUGUUUGUUAAGAAUUUUUAUGAGAAUUGUAAAAAAAUCGCGUUCAUAAAUCCAUUCAAUAUAUUGUAAGUGAAGCUCGAUCAAAAAAAAUCUGAGCUAAAGAUCAUUUUGCAACAACACACAAUCAAGUUGUAAUCGCGAUAUGGAUGCAAACGGCGGAAAAAAAUGCAGUGAUCUGCAGUUGGAGUUGGAAAAUGCACGGGACACUUUGCUUGUUUUAAACGACAGUAUAAGACGAAUUGUGGGCCGUACCAAGCACGUUAAGGACGGAAGAUCAGAUAAAGUUACUCCAUAUGAAGCUAAACAAUAUGAAACAGAUAAUUUAAAAAAUAGAUCCGUGGAUUCCAGUACGACCAAAAAAGGCAGUGGUGGAAACAGGUCGGUCUUUAAGAGACUCUCGUCACCAUCAACUCGAUAUGUUGAUGAGUUGAAACCCCGACUUACGUCACGUGUUAUCCGAGAGCUGCCUUCCCGCCAGGAUAUUGUUAAUGCACAAUGUGCAGAUUCUGAGUCUAGAGCCAGGAAUCGGCGCAUGUUUGGUUCUCUGCUGGGAACUUUGCAUAAAUUUUGUCAAGAAGAAUCACGCUUGAAGCAAAAAGAGGAGAAAAAGGCUCAAAUUGAGAAAAAACUAGAACAGCAAGAAAUCAUCGAGCGGGAAUCGCUCAAAAAGGAAAGACAAUCUUUGUUUUACUACAGAAAACGCAAGCAAUUGGAAAUUAAGACUUUGGAGAAGAAAAUAAGUAGAGUGAAAGAUUUUGAAACUUGGGAGGCUUCGAUGAGUAGUUUAAAGCCCUUUAUAAAAACAAAGACAAGUCCUAGCAUAUAUUUUAAGCCUAAAAUUUUAACACUACAAACACAAAAAUUGCAGUCCGAUUGUGAGGCCGCCUUAUCUAAAAUUAUAAGCGACAAAAAAGCUGCUCUCAGCCAAGAACUAAAUGCCAUGGAAGAGGAGCUCGAAGUGCCAGAAAUUGACAUGGAUGAUAAUAGUAAUAUAGAAAAGGACGAUAAAAUGGACGUUUCACUUUCUCCAGAUAAGAACAAAUUGAACCAUUUGCCAGAUAAGGCAGGAAAAAGCGCACCGUAUCACAAAGAAAAUAAAUGCCGCAGCAUACACGAGCCCACAUUAAAUAGUAGUAUUGUUGUGGUCAAUUCUGAUGCAUGCCAUGAUUUUCGGUGAAUAAUGUAUUAGGAUGAUGCAAAAAUAAAUUACGUAUAAUUCCCGAGAAUAAAAAAAAACUAUGAUAUCUAAUAGUCUCCUCAAGUAACUGCAAUUGUCAUCAGUCAUUACAUUAUCAAUGAAGAGUCCUAUUGGAUAGAUAUGUAUGUAUGAGGUUUUAUAUGUAAAUACAUGCAAAUAAUUUAUGAAUUUCUAUCUUCGCGACAAAUUCUUAUAAAAUAUAAUUAAUAAAAACCAACUAACUGAUGGAAUUUCCCAAAAAUAUA